Effrenium voratum is the source of this 1351-nucleotide messenger RNA. NCBI's taxonomy places the organism in Eukaryota, Dinophyceae, Suessiales, Symbiodiniaceae. The record is from the annotation of a GenBank genome assembly.
GGCUCGGCGCCGGGUCAUUGUGGGGCCGGGCGACCCGCGCUUGGGAGAAGAGAAGUUCCGGUGGGCGGCGGCCAUUGUUGCCAACAACGACGCCAAAUACCAAAUCAACAAGGACCGCGCCGAGGACUACAGCCGCGCGGCCGAGUCGCCGCUCCGCUGGUCUGUGGCCCUGGACGCGCCGUCCGCCGAGGUUCUGCAGACGCAUGAGUGCGACAAGGCCGCGCGGGUCCGGUGGCUCCAGUAUCACGACCGGGACACCGAGAACCUCUCCGGCAUGCUGCCGCUAGCCGUCGGGAUGCGCGUGGUCUUGGCCGACCACCUCGAUUGCGCCGAGGACAAGCUCCUCCUCCGAGGCAGCGCCGGCCGCAUCCACUCCUGGGUCUGGAAGGAGAACGACCUGCGGCCGACUUGCGUCUAUGUGAAGUUUGACGGGGCAACCUGGCAGCUCGACGGGGCGCCGGAGCCCGGCCUCUACCCGGUCUACCCCGCCCGCAAGGUCUGGAAGCUGGACGCCAAGCGCAAGAAGCCGGUGCUCAAGAUCGCGCGGACGCAGCUGCCGCUGGCCCCGGCCUACGCGAUCACGGCCCACGGCAGCCAGGGCAAGACGCUGCCUGCGGCGCUAGUGGACUUCAACGUCGACAAGCGGACCGACGUGACCUUUGGGACCGUGGCUGCGAGCAGGGUCCGCUCCAGGGAGGCCGUUCGAGCGCUGGCUCUACACCCGUGGCGCGCCGGGAGCCCGGCGCUCCUGCUGCAGCAACUGCGAGGCGAGGAGGUGAAUUGGGAAGCCUUCAGGGAGGCGAAGGCGCCCUCCGCGGCGUGCGAGAAACGCAAAGAGGCCAAGACGCUGGACUACUUCUCCGAUCGGCAGUGGGAGCGCGUCCGGGCCAACCGCUCGGCCAUUUGCCUUGCCUGCGGCCCCGGCAAGGGCGAGCAGAAGGCGCUGAAGCGGAAGCUGCCCUCCGGCCUGGCGCGCUUGGACUGCCGCGGGUGUAAAUUCCGGAAGCUGGAGGACGCUUUCCCACGGGCGCAGCUUCAGCAGGACGAUUCUGAGGCGAAGCGCCGCUGUCUCAAGUGUUUGAAGGAAGUUGACAUUUUGGAGUGCUCCGUCUGCGAAAGCACGAAGCAGAUCUCCGAAUUCAACAGCGCGAUGGCGACCAUGCCGUGGGCGGCGGUUUGCGCUGAUUGCGCGGCCGACGUGAGAAGGCAGCCUAAGUGGGGCCGGCUGGUUCACUUGCCGGACUUGCGACUUGUUCUUUCCGGGGGCCGGCGCUGCGGAGCACAACGUCCUCCCCUCGUCGGCCCGCAGCCAGCGCUGUUUGAAUUGCGCUUCGCGCGGCUCUUGGGCUAA